Molecule: messenger RNA, 882 nt
Organism: Notodromas monacha
Lineage: Eukaryota; Metazoa; Arthropoda; Ostracoda; Podocopida; Cyprididae
Source: the annotation of a GenBank genome assembly
CUGGUCUUUUGAUUUUUUUUUCAGUGUUUUGGUUUUUUGCGUUGUACAUAAUUUAGAAGAAUGGCUGCUAUGGUUGUGGACGAGGCAGUGAGACAGGACUUGAUUGCUAUGGUGAAACUGCAGAAGGGCGGAGCUCCAAUCGUCGGCCUUCAGAAAGUGUACUAUGAUCUAAAAGGAGAACAUCUCAAGUGUUCCGAGCUUGGAUUCAACAAUAUCCUCGAAUUAGUUGGAGCCAUUGCGGAAUUGAGGAUAGAAGACGGUGUCGUGCAUGCUGUGUCUAAUGCUGACACUCAUCACCUUGAAGUGCUCGUUCAAAACACGAAUUUGAAAAAGAAGAAGAAGAGGAGGAGGGGGCCUGAAGGAGAAAAUGGGGAUUUUCAGCGGAAAUCUGGAGUUCACGGACGUGAGAAACCCGGCUGUGUUGGACCUGGACCUCGUUCUCUGUGCAAUCGCGGGUUUUCUGGAUCGGAUAAUGCGAAGAAUCGUUUGAAUUCCGGGGUCGGCUCGAAAGCUGGUUCCGGAGGAAUUAAUGGUGUGGAUUCCGUGAAACGUGCUUUGCCUCUUAUGGAUCUGAAGUUACCAUUGGAAAGACGAACUGAAAGGGCUAUAAAAUGUGCCAUAUUUGAGAAUCGGAAGUAUAAGCACCUACUUUCUGCAAAUGUGAAAGCCGUGAGACGUAUUGGCAUCCAGUGUGACUUGAACUCAGAUUUCGCGUUGCCCGGAGAUUGGCACAUAGACCCAAAGAAACAUCUGUCGCAUUUCAAGGGACUUUCAGAAGAAGAGCUUGAAAAGGCGGAAGAAGAUCUCAGAGUCCGGUUAAUUGAGACUCGAAAGAUGGCCGACGAUCUGAGUUCGAAGUUGCUCUUGGUUCGCUUGUUGAAG